CGAAGGCCCUGGAUAUAAAUAUUUCAGUGUCACUAUUAUGCUCUUAGACAACCUACAAGUAUUCCUUGAAACAUACAUCUUUAACCUCUCAAAAAAAAUCCGUUUAUAAGCAAUCAACAUGCCUCAGGAGACACAACCCCAGCACAAAGAAGGAUUCAUGGAGAGAUUCUUCGAGCACCACCACCAUCAUCACGAUAAGGACAGCAAUGGCAACAGCAACAGUGAUCAAUCCAAAGCGCGGGAUCAGAAGCCUCAACAGAAGGAAAGCGAGAUGGACAAGCUCCGUGACUACUAUCACCGGGACGAGGAAUUGGAGGAGCAAGGGAAGACCUAUGGAGGAUUGAUGUGAUUAUUAUCAUUUCAUGCUAUUUUUUUUUUAACUAUUCUGAAUGAUAUAUGCACAUAUGUGAAAUUUGUCAAUAGUUGCAUGAUCGAAUAUUCUACCUGGUA
This is a messenger RNA of Aspergillus ruber CBS 135680, 450 nucleotides long. RefSeq lists its product as uncharacterized. NCBI's taxonomy places the organism in Eukaryota, Fungi, Ascomycota, Eurotiomycetes, Eurotiales, Aspergillaceae. The transcript has 2 exons. The record is from RefSeq and is a predicted model, not a curated record. The coding region runs from base 119 to 349 and encodes 76 amino acids.